Molecule: messenger RNA, 1866 nt
Organism: Olea europaea var. sylvestris
Lineage: Eukaryota; Viridiplantae; Streptophyta; Magnoliopsida; Lamiales; Oleaceae
Exons: 4
Coding region: 1-1866 (621 amino acids)
Source: RefSeq, a predicted model, not a curated record
AUGCAUCGUUCCCGAAGUCUCAAUCUUCUAGAAUUUGAUCCUGAAAUCGAAGGGACUUUCCGAAAGAGGCUUAGAGAACAAAACGAGUUGAAAAGACAACAACGAGACAUGGAGCAUCAAGAAGGUCAUCUGGACCCUCUUAUUCAACAUGAACAAGCUCCUCGGGACGGUGUGCCGCCUGGUUUUGAUAAUCAAGCGGGCAGGGUUCAAAAUCCUGUAGUAAAUGAGGAAGAUAUGUUGUUUAGGGAUUUUCUGAACCGCCCUAUCGUUGAGAACCAAGCGGGUAUCAUUUACCCAUCAUAUGGACAUCCUAACUUUCAACUACGACCGGAUGUCAUUAAUCUAUUCUCCAAUUCUUUAUCAUUCUAUGAUAAGGCAAGAGAGUGGAUUGACACUCUACCUGCGAGGAGUAUCACGAGUUGGGUGGAGUCGGUGCAAAAAUUCACUACUAAAUUUUUCCCACCUGCUCGUGUGGCCAAGUUAAAGCACGAUAUAACCACUUUCCAACAACUUGACUCUGAAACCUUUCACGAGGCUUGGGAGAGGUUCAAGGACAUGCUAAGAAAGUGCCCAAACAAUGGGAUUACUUUACCACAACAAGUCCAGUACUUCUACGCCGGGUUAACUCCUUCUCACCGCUCAAAUGUUGACUCAUUGUCAAACGGAUCUAUCCAAAACAAAAGUAUCCGAGAGGCGUAUGAGCUAUUUGAGGUAAUGAGUGAACAGAGUGCCAUGUGGCCAGAUAGACGUGCUAAAGUGGGAGUUAGUGGAGCUCGAGAGAGUGAAGCAUUCUCUCUUAUGUUAUCAAAGAUUGACUUUCUAGCACGAAAAGUAGAAGGACUUUCUACUUCGUCAUGUGGCUCUCAUUCAGCUCAUAUGGUCCAAUCCUUAUCGAUCUGUGAAAUGUGCGGAGCUAAUCAUUUGAGUUCAGGUUGUCCGUUGAUUGCCAGUAGUUUGGGAUCCACCGAGCAAUUGGCAUAUACACAAAAUUUUCAACGCCCUGGGAAUGUCUUAAAUCCUAAACCACAAGAGAAGAAAGAAGGUUGGGAAGAGGCCAUUGCUAAGUUAGCAAAUCAUCAAUUGCAAUACCAAGAACGCAAUGAUGCAUCGUUGAAAAAUUUGGAAAGGCAGGUGGGCCUGAUUGCAAAACUUCUCUCUGAGAGGCCUCAAGGGGCUUUACCCAGUGACACUGAAACAAAUCCCAGAGAGAAUGCAAAGGCCAUUAUUACCAGGAGUGGGAUUCAAUUACCUGAACCCACGGAGCCAUUAACAUCAAAGACUCCAAUUCUAGUCAAAGCCUAUAUACCUCCUAUUCCUUUCCCUCAAAGGCUCCAGAAGCAUAAACUGGAUAUUCAAUUUGGUAAGUUUUUGGAGGUGUUUAAAAAGCUACACAUUAACAUUCUGUUUGCAGAUGCUCUGGCUCAAAUGCCGAGUUAUGCGAAGUUCAUGAAAGAUAUCCUUUCUAACAAAAGGAAACUUGAAGAGCAUGAAACGGUGAUGUUGACGGAAGAGUGUAGCGCCAUUCUCCAGAACAAAUUGCCUCCUAAAAUCAAAGAUCCAAGGAGCUUUACUAUUCUAUGUGCUAUUGGGGAUCUUAAUUUUACUAAAGCUUUGUGUGAUCUCGGAGCGAGCAUUAACUUAAUGCCCUUGUCUAUUUUUGAAAAGUUGGGAAUGGGAGAAGCAAAGGCUACUACAGUAUCAUUGCAAUUGGCCGAUCGGUCAAUUAAAUAUCCUCGAGGUGUGGUUGAGGAUGUCUUGGUAAGAGUGGAUAAGUUCAUCUUCCCUACUGAUUUCAUUAUACUUGACAUGGAAGCAGAUAAUGAUAUCCCUAUCAUUCUGGGACGACCAUUUCUUGCCACCGGCUGA